UUUAUUUUUUUUCCCCUCAUUCUACAACCACCACUAGAGCCACACAAUUUUUUCUUUUUUUUUUUUGUGUGUGUGUGAAAAACCAACAUGGACACUAAGCCGGCGUCCACUACUCCUCACUUGACCACCACUCCUUUGGGGGUGGCGACCGCUCCUCUCGGCGGAAGUACUACUCCUUUCUCCACGUCUACUCCUCAGGUGGCGACGGGAACGGGGACACUGACAGGGUUUGGUACACCUCAGAAGAUCUUGGGUGGUACUACUACAGGGGACCAAACAUUGGCUGCUCGUUUCUUUGGAACAUCUGAUGGGCGAUCGGCUCGUUCCACUGGGGACAUCCGGUCACCAGCGCGUGUGCUCGGAGAUGGCCGCUCAAGUCGCGUGCAGUCUGACGACACCGAGCUGAGCAAGAGAAUUCUAGAAACUCAUGAAUCGGAUGACCGUGGUCUUCCAGUGAAGCCUGUUCUUCACAUCAUUGAUGUCAUCUUUCACCGUGCAAUAGCUGAUCUCCCUGGAUACAAUGAAACGGAUAGUCUAAUUACUGCGGAUGAGAAGGUCAUGUAUUCCGCAGCUAGCCUCCAAGACUCUGUUGAAAUUCCAUCCAGGAUUAUCAGUGCAAUUUCCUGUGAGAUAUUCAGCAAGUGCUCGGCCGGAGUGGAUGUGCACACAAUAGUGAUGGACAUAUUGCGUUUGAUCAAACACUACAGCUGGGAAUCAAAGGCGGUGUUGGCCUUGGUUGCAUUUGCAGUGACCUUUGGUGAGUUUCGGGUUGUACUUCAGCUUUACUCGACCAGCCCACUCGCGAAGGCCAUCGGUCUCCUUAAGCAACUGCCGGAGGUAUUGGAGCAUGCCGCGGAUCUGAAACCAAAACUCGACGCUCUCUACACCCUCAUCAAGGAAAUCAUUGACGUGACAAAGAAAAUUGUGGAGUUUUAUGACCUUCCCAGAGACUAUUUCACCUCUGAAUCUCCUGAAAUUUUGGCUGCCGUUAAUCAUAUCCCCACUGCUGUUUAUUGGAGCAUCCGAAGCAUAGUGGUUUCCGCCACACAAAUCUUGUCCCUCACUGGCAUGGGUAUCGAGUACUUAACGGAGACAUGGGAGCUGUCAUCUUUGGCCUAUAAGCUCAACAACAUUAAAGGCCAUCUUGUGGACAUCAUCGAACGCUGUUAUAAAUUCAUUGAGAAAAAGAAGGAUGAUGAAGCAUAUGAGAUUGUUGUGCGCACUUUUACAACAACACACAUUGAUAACUCAAGGCCUCUAAGGGUUUUGUUCAAGGAAGAUCCGCAACCAUUCUACGAUUGCUACAACAAGAGAAGGAUUACGAUUGAAGACGUGAGGAGGAAGGUUGUAGUCCUAUUCAUCACGGAAAUAGACCCUGAGCUGACACACACACCAGAAUAUGGAAUCCUACAGCAAAUGUACCUUGAGAAAAGGCAGAGCUUGACGAGGUCGGAGGGUCAAUACGAGGUAAUCUGGGUCCCAGUCACAGAUAUCUGGACCGAGGACAAGUAUAGGUGGUUUGAGACCCUAAGGAACCAGAUGGAAUGGUAUUCGGUGCACCAUCCUUCGGUGGUGUCUCCGGUGGUCCUUAGGUUCUUCAGAGAGAAGUGGAACUUCUCCAAAAAGCCUAUGGUUGUAGUGAUGGACACUCAAGGAAGAAUUGUGCAUAACAAUGCGAUCCACAUGAUGUGCAUUUGGGGAGGCCACUCGUACCCUUUCACCACCAUCAGGGAGAAAUUGCUUUGGGAGGAAAUGAGCUGGACCAUUGACCUUUUGGCCGACAACCUAGAACCAACUAUGGCUACAUGGAUUAAUGAAGGGAGAUAUAUUUGCUUAUAUGGAGGGGACGACAUUGAGUGGAUCCGAAAAUUCACAAGGAUUGCAAAAGAUGUUGCGCGGGAAUCUGGGAUUACUCUGGAGUUGCUCUACGUUGGGAAGAACAAAUCUAAGGAGAGGAACACCAAGAACAUUAUCGACCACAUCGUCACAGAGACUCUGAGUAGAACCCUAGACUGGAACCUCAUUUGGUACUUUUGGGUUCGCUUGGAAAACAUGUGGAACUCCAAAGGACAGUUUACCAAUCCCGAGAACGUGAAGGACGACCUCAUAAUGCGAGGCAUCAUCGCCAUGCUGAGCUACGGCUCAAGCAGCCAAGGAUUUGCGGUGUUCAGUCGGGGAUUUGGCGAGAUGGUGAAGGGCAACGGGGAGCACGUGUCCAAGGCCUUGGCCGAGCACGGCCGGUGGAGGAUGAGGGAGACUGAAAUCGGUUUCUUGCCAGCUUUGGACGAGUAUCUCCGCAAGAUCAACCUCGAUGCACCGCAUCACUGCACCAGCCUCAUCUUGCCGGCCACCGGAGCCAUGCCUUUCACCGUUGCAUGCGCUGAGUGUGGCCGCUUGAUGGAAAGGUUCACUAUGUUCCGUUGCAGCCUCGAUUGA
Messenger RNA from Morus notabilis, 2436 nucleotides. RefSeq names its product protein SIEVE ELEMENT OCCLUSION B-like. The transcript is spliced from 8 exons. Lineage: Eukaryota; Viridiplantae; Streptophyta; Magnoliopsida; Rosales; Moraceae. The coding region runs from base 88 to 2436 and encodes 782 amino acids. The record is from RefSeq and is a predicted model, not a curated record. Gene Ontology annotation, biological process: phloem development.